UACAAACUUCUUAUUUUCCAGAACGUCAUACUGCUCAAAAUUUACGAGAUAGUACAGUUGAAAUGGCAGAAACUUGGGAUAUAUCAAGGAAAAUAAAAGUUAUUGUAAGUGAUAAUGGUAGCAAUAUUGUUAGCGCAAUAAAUAUGUCACCAUGGCAUCAAAUUUUUUGUUUUGCUCAUACUUUAAAUCUCGUUGCUCAGAGUGCAUUGAAGAAUAUUGAUUCAAUUGUUAAUGUUCUUCAAAAGUGCCGAAAUAUUGUUAUUGUAUUUAAAAAUAGUAACACUACAGCAGAGUUAUUACGAAAAGAGCAAAUUCGUCAAGGAAUAGUUACUCCUCUUAGUUUGAAAAGAGACGUACCAACACGAUGGAAUUCCACGUACCUCAUGUUAAGUCGUAUAAUUGAAUUGCGAAAUAUCUUGCCUGCGGUUCUCACAGCACGAAAAGAUGUAUCUCUGAUUGCGUAUGAAGAAUGGGAAAUGAUUGUUGGUAUAGUAAAUGUACUAAAACCAGUGUAUCAGGCAACUAAAGAAAUGUCUGGUGAACAUUAUGUAACCAUAUCAAAAGUUAUACCUAUUCUUGGAUGCAUUAAUUCUGCCUUAAAAGCUUUGAAUUUAUCGAAUGAUGUUGAAUUACUCCGAUCUAAUUUGUUAUGUGAACUUGAUAAAAGAUUUGGAAAUAUUGAAACAAACUCUAUUUAUGCUAUUGCAACAUUGUUGGAUCCUCGUUUCAAAAACGUUGUGUUUAAAUCCAAAGUAUGCAUUAAAAUAGCAAAAACUAAAUUAUUAUGCGAAUGUGAGAAUCCAUAUGUUGAAAGUAAUAAUUCUGAAGAACAUACCGAGUUAAUAGAAUUGAAUAAUGAAAUUUCGAACAGCGAUACAGAUACUUUAUUGGCAACAUUUGAUCAAACAGUUAAAGAGACAGGCACCGAUAAUAUUUCUUCUUCGGCAAAACGAGAAUUACAAAGGUAA
Trachymyrmex cornetzi is the source of this 968-nucleotide messenger RNA. Its product is annotated as zinc finger BED domain-containing protein 4-like. NCBI's taxonomy places the organism in Eukaryota, Metazoa, Arthropoda, Insecta, Hymenoptera, Formicidae. The transcript has a single exon. Gene Ontology annotation, biological process: regulation of transcription by RNA polymerase II. The record is from RefSeq and is a predicted model, not a curated record. Bases 63 to 968 code for a protein of 301 amino acids. Gene Ontology annotation, cellular component: nucleus.